Molecule: messenger RNA, 372 nt
Organism: Eruca vesicaria subsp. sativa (arugula)
Lineage: Eukaryota; Viridiplantae; Streptophyta; Magnoliopsida; Brassicales; Brassicaceae
Source: the annotation of a GenBank genome assembly
AUGCCUUAUGGUGGUUAUGAUCAGAACAUGAUGUGUAUGGGUAACAAUUCUCAAGAUCCUUGCGUCUCAAACCCACAUGAUUGCUCAGUGCUCCCAGCAGAACUACAAGAAUCGGUGAAUAACUACGGGUUGAAUCAGUUGAUGCAGCAUGAUCUUUAUGGCUUUGAUCAGAACAUGUAUAUGGGUGAUACUAUCAACAGCUGCAACGUUCUGGAUCCUUGUCUCUCAAACAUAGCUUCAGGUCACUUCUGUUAUGAUUUUCAGGACCCUUAUGGUGGUUACCCUAGCUUCUCUCAAGAUUUUCCAGACGUGUCUUCAAGCUGUGUUUAUGAGAACAGACUACUUCAGGGAUCUACUCUACCAUCUCUCUAG